Molecule: messenger RNA, 279 nt
Organism: Seminavis robusta
Lineage: Eukaryota; Bacillariophyta; Bacillariophyceae; Naviculales; Naviculaceae
Source: the annotation of a GenBank genome assembly
AUGGGGAAAGACGCCUCAAAGACCAAAUGCUUUUAUGUUUACAACCAUGGCAUCAUGUUUGUUCCUCCGUCUCAGGCUGCCAAUUCCGAGCAGAAUCUGGCCAUUGCUGCAACUGUUACCAUCUUCAACACUGCUCUCAUGUAUCACCAGCACGGAGGGGAACACUUUGCUGACAAAGCCUUGAAGCUGUAUCAGCUGGUCCGUGCAACUGUUGGAGUGGCGUACGGCACGGCAAGGUAUCCAAUACUGGGAGCUGCAGAGAUCUGCUCGAUAUCCUGA